CUACCUGCGCAAGAGUCGCAUUCCGUCACCCACCUCCGCGAUUGGCCGUCGAGCCUCUAAAGGCUUUGAGACAGUGUCACAAUUUUUUUUUAAAUUUAGAAAGUUGGUUCAAGUGUUUGCUUUGUUACCACCAUGUUUUAACAUUAAUAUUCGACGAUGUCACGCCUCACUAUUCUCCUGGCUGUCGCCGGUGCAGUAUCAAGUCAGCUUACGUUGGAUGGUGUGAAAUGCGGCCAGCUUACCUGCCUCUACGAAGAGUACUGCUCACCAGAGACGAACAGAUGCGCUCCCUGCUCCACUGUUUGUAACAAAACUCAUCAUAACUACGAUUCCGGCUUAUGCGUUAAAGAGUGUCAAGGUUACCUGUUGGACUUGAGAUAUUUGCGUAGAAACGAAUAUGAACCGCCGACUUUAAAUACUGAUGGUGCGCAGCGGCAAGCUCAAACGGCGCUGAUCGUAAGCGGCGUGGCGCUGGCGGUUUUGCUUCUAGUCCUGAUCAUCGUAUGCCGGAGCAAGUUCUCGUGGAGGUCUAUUAAGAAAAGAUUUCAACCACCUAAGAAUCAGAUUAAGCAUUUCCCAAGCGAGCUCACUCAUCACAAUGCGCACGCUGAUUUCCCGCGACCGAAACACGAGCUCAAACUUGAAAUACGAAAUCCUGAACCAGCGAAACGUACCACCCAGCCCUUGAAUGUAAAAGACCUCGAAACGAGAACCUCGCAAACGGAUAAGAGCCAAGGGGCGACCACGCCUAAGACUGUUAGCACCGCGAUCAGUAACAGACACCCGGCUGAAGACACUACCUUGGACUUUUCCUACGAUAAUAUGGCAAUGAAUGUCAACCCACCCGAACAGCCCGAAACAACGAACAGAUUCUAAGAUAGGGUUGUCACAUUUAUCGAUAGUCCCGACUACAUCAGCAUUUACUGAACAAAGAUAAUUUUCUAUAUCAACUAUGUUCAGUAAAUUCAAAGUGCUUUUGAAAAUUCGUGUAUUGGCUGAUUUUAUAUGGACAUUAAACUAAUUCUUUAUUUUUCAGUAAUUAGUAUUAUUGCUAUGUUAAUAAUGCUUUCGGAAUGAAAAUUCAAAAUAUUUCGUUAAAACGAAAACAUUUGAAUUUUACCAACGAAUUGUUUAUCGAUAGCUAUGUAUCAGCCAUUAUAAAGCACUAAUCAAUUGAUUUAAUAUCUGUAAGAGCGGGUGCACAACUUUGACUAAAUUAUCGCACAGCUCGUUUGCCAUUGUCGAUUGUUUCGCAGCCCAUUCAACUGUUUAGCUG
Messenger RNA from Papilio polytes (common Mormon), 1276 nucleotides. RefSeq lists its product as uncharacterized. NCBI's taxonomy places the organism in Eukaryota, Metazoa, Arthropoda, Insecta, Lepidoptera, Papilionidae. The coding region runs from base 157 to 876 and encodes 239 amino acids. The record is from RefSeq and is a predicted model, not a curated record. The transcript is spliced from 5 exons.